This is a messenger RNA of Meloidogyne enterolobii, 3423 nucleotides long. Lineage: Eukaryota; Metazoa; Nematoda; Chromadorea; Rhabditida; Meloidogynidae. The record is from the annotation of a GenBank genome assembly.
AUGCUUCGACAGCACCAACAUUCUAUCUCCGCUUCCGCUAUGUCCACCUCACAGCAUGGAUCGAUUGCUCAGCAAACAAUAGCUUCGAAUGAUGGUCUUCCGUUGCAUAUUUCUCCACUUUACGGACCCAACUUUCCCCAACAAAAUCCAGUUGCAUCUACUUCUAUCCAACAAAAACAACAAACAUCUGCCAGUUUUGAUCCCCGAAAUUUGGAAAUAAAAACCCAUUCAGUUGAACAAACUUUACUACCUCUUGUUCAACAGAUCUCAACUUUGGUUAAUUUUAAAGAAACUAUUUUGACUGGAGGAAGACCAAAGUCAGAUAGAGCACUUCGAGCAGCUCUUAAAAUUGGAACAGCAGUAGAAGCGGCUGUUGAACGCUUUGUUGCUGUUGGAGAAACUAUUGCAGACGAAAACCCAGAUAUUCAACCAGAGCUUUAUGAUGCUUGUUCUUCUAUUGCCAAUUUGCAUGGUUCAAUGCUGGCAGAACCAAUGCACGAUUCCUCUAAUUUUCCCGUAGAAAAUGGGGGUACUGCAAUAUUCCCAAAUGUUAAUACAACACAAUUAGUUAGAGCUGCUAGGCAGUUACUUUCUUCUGUUACACGUGUUUUACUUUUGGCUGAUCGUGUACUUGUUAAACACAUUCUCCGAGCUGAAGAUAAAAUAGCUUAUUCUCUUACUAAAUUAGAGCAUACUUCUAAUUUUACUGAAUUUGUCCAAAUUUUUACUGAAUUUGGUGGUCAAAUGGUGGAUCUGGCACAUCGUUCUGGUUAUAGACAACAAGAUCUGAAAAGUGAAAAAAGGCAGGCACAAAUGCAAGUUGCUAGAGCACAAUUAGAAAGGCUUACAAUGCUUCUAUUGACAUCCGCUAAAACACUUUUGAGACAUCCUGAUGACCCUGCUGCUAGGCAAUGCCGAGAUGGUGUCUUUCACCAAAUCCGUUCUGCAUUACAAUUAAUAGCCAUAUGUGUAACUGAUGGUGUAAUGGCCUUUGAUGCAAUGUCUGCUUAUUCCUCUCCUUUAGAUGAAUUAUCACUUGCAACGGAUGGACCUUUGGAUAUUGGAAUACAAUUGACAGCUUCAGUUGCGAUUAGACAAUUGUGUGAAAUGUUGGAUAUGUGUCGAAUGAUGUCCUUAAUUGGAGCUGGCGUCCGAGAACGUUUAAUAUCUGCUUUAACCGCCCUUUGCGAAAUGAGCACAGACUUUACUGAUUCUUCGUGGACACCAAAUCAACAAAGAGAACAAAUUUUGGAUCUAUUAGAAGAGUGUAGAUUUGAAAUGGGAAAUUUAGUUAAUCCUCCAACAUCGGAAAUAGGAAAUGAUGAAAGAUUGAGAAAUGAAAGUAUUCAAGUAACUGUUGAAAGAUUGAACAGAAGAUUAAAAGAUUUACGUAAACAAUUACAACUAGUGGCAUUAGAACAGAUAGCUUCAGUAUUUCGUCAAAACGAAGAUCAGACCCUUUUAUCAUCAUUAAAAACUUGUUCAAUCUCUGGUGAUAUAGACGGUGUUGAACGUUUCCUGGAACAAUUUCGUAUACAUUCUGAACAUUUACAAGAAGUUUGUCGUCUUCUUCAUCAUAUUUCGAUUACAGAUGCACUCCAUGUUUUUACUGGACAUGCUGAGAGGAAUCUUCGAUCAUUGGCUCCUUUGGUCAACGAUUUGGCUCGUCUCACAAAGGAAAUAGAUGCGGCAUGUUCCGGUCGUUUAGCAGCUGAAAAACAGGCUUAUAUGUCACUUCCCAGGCCAGGAGUGAGUAAUUUUAUGUGGUGGUCUAAUAACUAUAAUACUCCUGGGAGUAGUCCAUUAUUAUCUUCUUCAACACGUUCAUCUACAACUGCUAAUUUUGCUUCUAAUAAUCUUUUUUGCAGUGGUUUUGUUAAUAAUUUAAAUAGUUGUGUUAGUGUUAGUGGUGGUGUUUGUCCUCAGUUUCAACAAAAUUCUGUUUUGCCUUUUAUGCCUCAACAAAACAAUUCUGAUAAUUCUGGUUUUAUUUCAAAUACAACAACUACUUCGGAAUUAUUUCAAACUUCUAGUGUUGAGAUAAAACCAUCUGAUACACCAAAACCAUCAGAAGAAAUUUAUGAAGAAAAAUCAGAACAAAAUAAAGAAACGAAUAGUUGGAUGUCAAAAAAGGAUGCGAAAGUGAAGAAGAAAAAAGAAAGAAAUUUGUCAUUGGAAUCUUCAAAGAAUCGGCAACUAGAUAAAGAACAUUUUUCACCUAAGAAUGUUAGUCAAGAUGGAAGUUUGGAAGAAUUAAAAAAGAAGAAUAAAAGUGGAAUUAAUUUAAUGAGUAUUUCUGCUAUUUUUAGGAGGAUUAAAGGAGGUAAUGAAGAGGAAACUAAAAAAGCUAAGGAUAAAAAGAAAAAGUUGGGUAUUGAAAAAGAGGUAAAAUCGGAUGGAGAAUAUUUAGAUGCUGGAAAAUAUGAGAAAAAUGAUAUUAAAAUUUUUAAUGACAACGAACGUGUUAAUGAAGAUAAUUUGAAAGAUAUUAAACCUUCUAAAGAAGAAAAUGAAGAUUUUUCAGAAUCAAGUCAAUCGCUUCAAACAGGAAUUGUAAAUAAAGAUGAUCAAAAUAAUCAAGAGAUUGAUGCUAUUGAGGAAGAUACUGCUGAUAAUAAAGAAACUAACAUUAGAUCGCAUUCACCCCUUUAUGCAGAGAUUGUGAAACGCCCAUCGCUUGAAACGCAGGAGAAUGGUGAUAAGGCAGAAAGUAAAGAUGUAGACGCAACAAAAUUAUGUCCAAAUUCAGCAUUUACGCCUUACGAUAAGUUUAUCAACCAACAUCAGGAACAACCGAAAACUUCAACAAUUUCUUCAAAAUCACCACAAAUAUUUGUUUAUACUUCCCCACCAAUUAGAAGACAAAAUUUGGAAAAUAAAAAAGAUUUAAAGAAAUCAAAAUCAGCAAAUGGAAUAGUAAAAUUUAAUCGUACUGGAAUUGGAUUUGAUGAACCUGUAAUUUUAAGACAAUGGGAAGAUUCUGAUACAACAACUACAGCGAGUACACAGUAUUCUUCCAAUACAAGUGGCUAUGUAACUGAAUAUUUACAUAAUUCUGAUCACCAGAAUCUAAUUCAAACAGAAGAAAACAACAUUUAUACUACCGUUAAUAAGAAAAAACCGAUAAUAGCUCCAUUAGCCAAGUGUGAUGAAGUAGAUGAUGAUGAUGAAGAAGAAGAUAUUGAAUAUGAAGAAGAAAAUGAUGUGACAAGUUUAGAAGAAAAUAAUCGGAACAAUAAUAAGAAUAAUUUUGUUGUUCGAAUGAGAGAGAAAAAAGCAGCAAAACUUGAUCCUUCAAAUAAACAUCAAAAUGGCAAUAAUAAAUUCGAGAAAAGAAUUAGCCAAAUUUUAGAAAGUCUGCAAGCUGAGGCAGAAAGUUUAAUUCAAUUACAGAAAAUACAAAAACAACAAGAAAAGCAAUAA